Messenger RNA from Salvia miltiorrhiza (redroot sage), 701 nucleotides. RefSeq lists its product as uncharacterized. Bases 15 to 569 code for a protein of 184 amino acids. The transcript has a single exon. The record is from RefSeq and is a predicted model, not a curated record. Lineage: Eukaryota; Viridiplantae; Streptophyta; Magnoliopsida; Lamiales; Lamiaceae.
CUCUCUCUCUCUCUAUGGAUCAUAAUUGUGAAGUGAGAAUAAUUAAAGGCAAAAACAUUGAGACAAAACCAAAUGGAGUAGUAUUUGUUAGAUGCUAUCUUAAUGCAGGAAACGGGUCAAGAGUGAGAUUAGACAGCAAAGAAAUCCCAUCAAAAUCCGACUCCAUCACUUGGAACCAAACCUUCUCUCUACACUGCUCGGGCACCCAAGAAUGCUUCCAACAAGGAACCCUAGUUUUUGAGCUCCGGCGGAGGAGCGCCUCUGCCGCGCCAUUCAUCAGCAAAAUUCAGGGAUCGAGACUCAUCGGUAGAGCCGAGAUUCGGUGGGAGGAUGUCGUGGGUUCGACCAACAUGGAGGUCGAGGACUGGGUCGUCCUGACCCCACACAAAAAACAACGUGUAUACGAUGACAUCAUCAAUCCUCCAACUGCACUGCAAAUAGGAGUGAAGCUUCGAGAACGUUGUAGUGAGGGAGUGGGGAGGAAGACACUUAGUGAAGAAAGGUGUGGUUGCAACUUUUGUGUUGAUCAUGAAUUUUUUGCCAUCGAAGCUGCUUUAGAAGCGUUAUAGACCAUUCUUUUUCCUCUUUUUUUUUUCUUGUCUCCGUCCAACUGAAUUAUAGCAUAAUAUUAUUUCGUGCGCUUCAAAUAUUUCAUGCAAUUAAAAUGAUAUUGAAAAUAAUAUCGCUGCUAAAAUAAUCGU